AAGAACGUAGUGACGUCUUUGCUGCCCAUGAGUAUUAUGGGCUGUCUGGAAUUCUGAACCGAGUGGAGAGAAAAAUAUCCAUCUAGCAAGCUACCAAGCUGUCUACCCAACUAACGGUGUGGGGACGUAAACAUGGAACUGUCGGCUGUUGGCGAGAGGGUAUUUGCAGCAGAAUCUAUCAUCAAACGGAGAAUUCGAAGAGGUCGAAUGGAGUACCUAGUGAAAUGGAAGGGCUGGUCACCGAAGUACAGCACAUGGGAACCAGAAGAAAAUAUUUUGGACUCCCGCCUCUUUGUCGCGUUUGAAGAAAGAGAACGCGAGAGAGAGCUUUACGGACCAAAGAAGCGGGGACCUAAACCAAAGACAUUUCUUCUUCGGGCUCAAGCAAAGGAAAAAGGCAAAACCUAUGAGUUCCGGAGCGAGGCGAGCAGGGGCAUCUGCGUGACCUACCCCAGCCCGGAGCCCACGGUGACGCCCCGGGCCCGCGAGGGCCUGCGCGCCGUCGUCCCCACCAUCUUCCCGCCCAGCACCGUCAACCGAGGGGAGAGCGUGCGCGUGCGGCCGCCCGAGUCCCCGCGGGAACACCGCCUCCCUCCGCCGCCCCCGCGGCCCAAGCCGGACGGCUUCCCGGCCCUCCCGAAGAAGCGCGGGCCCAAACCCAAGCUGCGCUUCAAAGACGGCCUGCUCAGCGGCCCCCCCAGAGACCUGGCCAAGAGGAGAGCCGAGGAGCCCCUGCUGUUCGGCACCUCCAAACUGGCUAAACUGGGGCUGUCGGACGUCCUGGACAGGGACUCGGAGGUGCGGGGGAUGAAGCUGGCCCACCGGCCCCUCCAGGCGCAGCAGCCCAGCUUCCCCCCGAAGCCCACGCGCCUCGCGCCCGCCGCCGGCGGCAGCCAGCAGCACUACGCGCCGGGCCGCAGCUUGCACCGCCCGCUCUCGCACCAGCCGGGCCUGGACGCUCCCGGCUGCAGGACUAAGGAGUACCUGGUCCACCAGACCCCCGUGCACUUAAAGCGCCCGCCGCACCCCGGCCUCUACCAGAGAGAGGAGGCGUCCCCCGUCCUGCGCCCCCCCACCCUCAUCGCCAGGAUCCCCAUGGCGCACCUGCUGGACGAGCCGGAGCAGGAGAGCUGCUGGAGCCCGCGCCUCGGCGACCUGGAGAAGGUGGUGGUCACGGACGUGACGACAAACUUUCUCACAGUGACUAUCAAGGAGAGCACCACAGACCAAGGGUUCUUCAAGGACAAAAACUGAGUUGCCUUGGAGUUGGUCAGAAGGCCAUUGCCUGGUCAUAUAUUAUAUGUUUUUCAAAAAUCAGUCCUUUGAAAGUGUCCUAUAAUUUCCCAAUUUUACAUAUAAUGUAUAUAAAAGGUUUACCAGAUUAUUUGUUUGUGCAUAACGCUUCUAUCUCUAUUUAAUUAAGAGAUCAAAUCAAAUGAAUUGAAGGAAAGACACUUUUUAAAAAAUUACAACAUGUAUAGAUAUAUUUAUGUAUAGAGUGUGUAAUUUCCUCCUAAACACCUGAAUUUGCUGGUCAUUUUGUGAAGAUUAUUUGAAAUUUUGAAUUGCAUAAAUGUUUGGCUCUUUGCAGUUCAGUUUAACACUGGUGCUUUUAUUACUUGAUGGCCCAGAUGGACAUUUUAAGAAAUAAAUGGUCUUAUCACAUUCAUAGAGGAUAGGCUACUGCGUGCUUGAGUCUCAAUAUUGGUGUCCCUGUCACGUUGGCAUCAGAAUGGCUCUUCCGCAUAUCGUGUCUAAACACAAGUGAUGAACAUUUUGGAAAUGUAUGAAUACAAAAACUGCCACACACAGCCCAUGUGACUUUAUAAUAAGCUACAGUAUAAUAUGUUCAUCUUGCUGAGGGCCGUUCGGUUGAACAUUUUCUUACUGUCACCUGAUGUGCCCUCUAAGUCUAACAAUGACGUGUGUAUCUGUUACUCAGCUUGAAACAUUUUCUGUAUGUGUGAGUUUGCUUCCACCUUUGAGUAAACUGGCACGCAAAACUC
Sardina pilchardus (European sardine) is the source of this 2006-nucleotide messenger RNA. It is a transcript of the gene cbx8b, whose product is annotated as chromobox homolog 8b. Gene Ontology annotation, molecular function: chromatin binding. Gene Ontology annotation, cellular component: PRC1 complex; chromatin. Bases 133 to 1254 code for a protein of 373 amino acids. Lineage: Eukaryota; Metazoa; Chordata; Actinopteri; Clupeiformes; Clupeidae. The record is from RefSeq and is a predicted model, not a curated record. The transcript is spliced from 5 exons. Gene Ontology annotation, biological process: negative regulation of transcription by RNA polymerase II.